AUGCGAGCUCUGUUACUGCAGCUUCUGCUUGCCGUGACCACCAGCGCCUCUGCGACCUUACACUGCCACCUGCUGAAAGGCGGACCUGCGGGAAGGCCCUUCUUAGGCGGUGGCCCCGGCCCCCUCGUUGGAGCUCCAGGCGGCUUCAAGGGCAGCUUCGGUGGUGGCUACUCGGGCUUCCGCGGUGAUUUCCACAGCGGAGGAGGCGGCUUCGCACCUGCUGGUCCCUUAUUCGCGUCCGGCCCAGGAGGCUUUGGAGUGGGUCCCGCUGUAGGAGGUGGCUUUGGCCCAAGCUUAGCGUUCGCUCCUGGUCCUACGUCUGUGUCCGGCUUCGGUCCAGGAGCUGCCCUGCCUGCUCCACUGACUUUAUCGAGGCCACCAGCGGUGCAAUCCACAUUCAUCCCCGGAGGUCAGACCAAGGUCAUUCUCGUCAAGGUCAAGCACUUGGGAACAACCACACACCACCCGACUGGCUUCAACGGGCCGGCACAGGGAGGCCCUUUGCAGGGACCCACUUUUGGGGCGGGACCCUUCGCGGCCCCUUUCGGCCUGCCCAGCUCGGCGGGAUUCGGGGGGCCACUCAAGUCAGGAAAGGGCGGCUGGUGGUGA
Molecule: messenger RNA, 609 nt
Organism: Dermacentor silvarum
Lineage: Eukaryota; Metazoa; Arthropoda; Arachnida; Ixodida; Ixodidae
Exons: 2
Coding region: 1-609 (202 amino acids)
Source: RefSeq, a predicted model, not a curated record